AUGACCAAAAACUGGAAAUCAAUCGCCGAAGCCAAAAAUGCAGAAACGAAGGCGAAGAUUCCGCGGGAAUGGCUAAUCCCCCUCCCCCCCGCUGAAAUUCGCGAUGUCACGGGGUACGCCAGCCAAUUCUUGACCCCGGCAGAGAUAGCAAUCACCGAGAGCACGGCACAUGAGCUGGUGGGCAAGCUAGCCUAUGGAAAGUACUCUUCUCUCGAGGUCACCAAGGCUUUCUGUCAUCGUGCCACUAUUGCCCACCAAUUGACAAACUGCCUCAUGGAGAUAUUCUUCGACAAAGCGUUCAAAAGAGCACAGGAGCUGGAUGACUACUUCCACGAGUACAAAAAGAUCUCGGGGCCGCUUCAUGGCUUGCCCGUAUCGUUGAAGGAUAGUGUGAGGAUUGAGGGCGAGCAGACUACCAUUGGGUAUGUUGGGUGGAUAGGGAAGAAUGAUACUUCUGAGAGCGAGGCGCUGGUAACCAAGAUACUGAGGAAUGCUGGUGCUGUGUUUUACGUCAAGACUAGUGUGCCGAGUGGGUUGAUGAGUGGGGAGACUGUGAACAAUAUCGUGGGGUAUACUUGGAAUCCGAAAAACAGGCUUUUGUCUUCCGGCGGCUCGUCGGGGGGAGAAGGUGCAUUGAUUGCGAUUCGGGGGAGUCCAAUGGGCGUUGGAAGUGAUCUUGCUGGUUCAAUACGCAUCCCGGCAGGAGCAACUGGCAUAUUCGGCUUGAAGCCUUCCUGUGGCAGGCUUCCCUAUAAAAACAUCGCCCAAAGCCCGAACGGACAAGAGACAGUCGGCGGGGUAGUGGGUCCAAUGACCAACUCAAUCGCAGAUGCUCGACUCUUCGUUCAAACAAUUCUGGAAGCAGAACCCUGGAAACAUGAUCCCGGAGUAAUCGAGUUGAAAUGGAGACCUUUGGAAGAAGACGAGACACGUGAGCACGCAAAGAGGGGACUAUCCUUUGCAGUCAUGAAACACAACGGAGAGAUCACUCCCCAUCCACCCAUCCUCCGAGCACUCGAUAUCGCCGCGGCAAAGCUUCGUUCCCAGGGACACGAGGUAAUCGAAUGGACACCCCCCUCGCACAAAAUCGCAAACAGCAUGCUAUUGGAAGCUCUCUCUGCCGACGGUGGCGCACACACUCGUCGCAACCAUGCUCUCUCUGGCGAACAGGUCUUGCCACAAAUUGCCGCCUCUUUCAGUACCACCUUAGGAAGCCUACACGAAAAGUCAAUGACAGAGCUCUGGGACCUGCAUGUCCGCAAACUCACAUUCCAAGAUGCCUACCAGACGUACUGGAACUCCACAGCCUCCCUGACAAAGACCGGUAGGCCAGUCGACGCGUUGAUCCUUCCAUGGGCUCCCAGCGCCAGCUAUCCCCCGGAGAAAUUCUGCUAUCUAGGGUAUAGCGGAUUCGUUAACCUUUUAGAUUAUACUGCUUCCGUGGUGCCGGUUGGGGUUAAGGUAGAUAAGAGUAUUGAUAGGAAAGCAGUGGGGUACGAGCCUGUGGAUGCACUUGAUAAGUUCGUGUAUGAGAGUUAUGAUCCCGAGGUUUAUCAUGGUGCACCAAUUGGUAUUCAGAUUGUAGGUAGGAGGUUGCAGGAAGAGAAGGUGCUUGUUAUCUCCGAGGUUGUGGAGGCGGCUUUGAAGGCGUAGGUGCUUUGGCCUGUAGCGUUUUAUCUCACGCAUACUGGAUUAGCCUUCUUCGCCUAAUGGAUUCUUGACCAGCCAAGGUUUCAAGCUUUGCAUCGA
Molecule: messenger RNA, 1749 nt
Organism: Tuber melanosporum (Perigord truffle)
Lineage: Eukaryota; Fungi; Ascomycota; Pezizomycetes; Pezizales; Tuberaceae
Exons: 9
Coding region: 1-1653 (550 amino acids)
Source: RefSeq, a predicted model, not a curated record